This is a messenger RNA of Ilyonectria robusta, 1971 nucleotides long. RefSeq names its product S-adenosyl-L-methionine-dependent methyltransferase. Gene Ontology annotation, cellular component: nucleus. Lineage: Eukaryota; Fungi; Ascomycota; Sordariomycetes; Hypocreales; Nectriaceae. The transcript has 3 exons. Gene Ontology annotation, molecular function: methyltransferase activity. The record is from RefSeq and is a predicted model, not a curated record. Bases 136 to 1971 code for a protein of 611 amino acids.
AAAGGGCAUAGCCGUUUGAUUUCGUUUUUUUUGUCUCUUUUCACCUGUGUAUUCCCGACAAGCACUGCCUGGAAGUGUCUCCCUCUUGCAUUAACACUGCGCCUGUCAGGCAUCCAAGUCUCCUUGACGACCAAAAUGCGACACCACUACUCCGGUUUCGAUCCGGACGAUGUUCAGUUUCUCACCGAACGACAAACAACGAUUUGGCCAAGGCACGGAUCGACAAGUACCCUGAGCGGUAGCCCUCCGCCCGUCUUUGAGGACAUUGCAGAUGAGAUAAUCGACCUCACCAAUGACCUGGACACGGUUGGUCAUGGUUUGCUCCGAGAAGGCGAGUUCGCAUUGGAAACACUGCGAGUAUCCGACUCAGUCAUCAAACCAGGAAUGUUCUUGGAGGUUUGCAAAUUUCUGGUUGGCGAGUAUGAUGCCAAUUUCAUUCUGGUUCGGACCAUCGCGCGGUGCAAAAAUACCGGGAAGGUCAACAUUCGAGGAGUCCCAUUUGCAAGAACACGGUCAGUCUUGGACAAGCUUCCGAAGAAAUCCAAUGAGGUCUGCAUGAUUCUCUACUUUGAUGGAGAUUCGACAAGACUCCAGGAACUUGUGGAUGUUUGCCCUUCGGCAGUGGUUUGCUUCAUUAGGCAGGGAAGAAAUAAGAAAAAGACUGAGGAGUCCCUUGUCCGAGUUCAUUCGGAUGACGUACUGGAUACACAGUACCGGGUCUCGGAAGAUGCUUUGAGCAACCAGUGGCGAGGCAGUCGGGUGAAGGGCGGAUCCUGGAUACCUUACCAACGUACCGGGGCAGAUUUCAUUGACUUGGAAGAGGCGACAGCGACGGAUCCUCGAGGCCAUAGACUUUGCGGCCAGAAAUACACGGUAUUUGAUGCCUGCUCGGGCGCAGGCGGAGUAUCGCGAGGAGCCCAAAUGGCGGGAUUCAAGAUCCAGUACGCCGUGGACAAGGCGGAGGAAGUCUGGGACACUUACGAAACAAACUUCCCUGAUACGCAACUCUUUCCAAUGUCACUGGACGAGUUCCUCUCCGACCCUCGGAGCGGGCAUUUACGAGUCGAUGUUCUCCAUUUCUCGCCGCCCUGCCAGUACUUCUCACCUGCCCACACUUGGGCAGCCGCACACGAUGACGAGAACAUUUUUGCCUUGUUCAGCUGCAACCAGUUGCUCAAGAAGACUCGGCCGCGUAUCAUCACGGUCGAGCAGACGUUUGGCCUCACGCAUGACCGCCAUUCAACCUACUUUCGAGCUUUUCUUGCCGACUUCACGCAGUUUGGAUAUUCUGUGCGAUGGAAGGUUGUGCGCCUUUGCACUUGGGGAGCUGCCCAAGACCGAAAGCGCUUGAUCAUCAUCGCUGCUGCACCAGGCGAGAGACUUCCCACAUUCCCGGCGGCGACACAUUCUCAGGAUGGUGAAGGCGGCCUUCUGCCUUUCAACUCCAUCCAGAGAGCACUGGACGGGAUCCAGCCAGGUGAUGACCUCCACGAUCUAGACAAUGUCAAAUCCUACCAGCCUCGGCGGCCAUCGCUUGACCCCAACCGCCUGGCCGGGACUAUCACGACAGGUGGCAGUGACGUCUACUUUCCAGAUGGCACCAGGGAAUUGACGCUACGAGAAAUCGCCAGCCUCCAAGGGUUUCCCAAGAACCACACUUUCCUUGGCACCAAGACCUCCAUCAAAAGGCAGAUUGGAAACGCGUUCCCCCCCAAUACAGUUCGCGUGCUGUACCGACACAUCGAGGAGUGGCUACUGAAGGAUGAUGGCGUGCAGCCGUACCAACCAAGUGAGGAUCUCAUCCUCCUCGACGACGAAUCAGACACAUCCAUGAACAUCAGCGACGAUUCUGAAGACGAGCAAGCGUCGCCGGAGAUGGAUGAAGGCUUCAUGGAAGUUGUCGGUGGCAGCGAGAAUCGUCCAGUGCAGGUCGACGACGACGGUGAUUGCAUGGUCAUUGACAUGACUUGA